AUGGCUUGGCUAACCAUAUUCUUUUCUUUAUUUCCAACUAUUAUAAGUGAAAAUAUUGUCCUUUAUUAUCCAGUAUAUCCUCAUUACGUUGUACCAAAAAAUCGCCAAAAUUUUGAAUUAAAUGCUCCUCAAAGAAUUUGGUCCCAAGAACCUGAUGCUCCAUCCUCAGGAAUCGUUUAUUUAACAAAGGAUUUUAAAGAAUUGUCGCAUGUAUUACAAUCCUCUCAAUCACUGAAUGACAAUGGCGAAAGCGCUAGCCCUAAUCAUUUAUCAGUCGGUAACUCUGCUCAAGAAGAUGAAGAUAAAAAUCAACCAUUCAUAAUAAAUAAUAAUUUAAUGGAAAGUUUAAAUCCACUAAAACCAGAAAAUCAGCAAGAAUUCCAGGAAUUGGCAGCAAUGGACGAUGAGGAAUUUUCAGUUUACGACGAUAUAAUUAAGGACCCACCUGAGAGUAGCGUUCCGCAAAAAGCUAGAAAUUUAUUAAAGAGCGCCAACUCUGUGAAAAUUUUCGAUGAAAUAAAAAAAAUAAAACCUCAACAAAAUCGCAAAAAUCAACAAACUACAACAAAACAACCAAUACGGCUAUUCCUUCGUCCUAAACAAUUUACAAAAUAUCAUAAAAAAGAUCCCAGCAAAGUAAAUUCGCUAACAAUAAUACCAACGAAUUUGGUAAAUAAAUCGAAAUUUUUUGCGAAACGUUUUAAAUCUAUCGAAUCUUCAUUAAUUCGUAAAUUACCAACAUCACAAAUUGAAGGCGAUUCAAUUGUUCGACCAUGGUGGAAAUUCAUUCGAUAA
Dracunculus medinensis (Guinea worm) is the source of this 795-nucleotide messenger RNA. Lineage: Eukaryota; Metazoa; Nematoda; Chromadorea; Rhabditida; Dracunculidae. The record is from the annotation of a GenBank genome assembly.